Vicia faba (fava bean) is the source of this 1662-nucleotide messenger RNA. NCBI's taxonomy places the organism in Eukaryota, Viridiplantae, Streptophyta, Magnoliopsida, Fabales, Fabaceae. The record is from the annotation of a GenBank genome assembly.
AUGGAGAACAUUACAAAGGAUGAUGCAUCCUCAAACAGCAUCAAUUCAGAACAGCCAUACAGAACUUGGUACCACUUUCAGCCCCCAAAAAAUUGGAUGAAUGAUCCUAAUGGACCAUUGUACUACAAAGGAGUUUACCAUUUCUUCUACCAAUAUAACCCUGAUGGAGCAACCUUUGGUAAAACAAUGAUAUGGGCUCAUUCUGUAUCCAAAGAUCUCAUAAAUUGGACUCAUCUCAAUGAUGCAAUUACACCAUCUUGUACUGGUGACAUCAACAGUUGCUUCUCAGGCUCAGCCACUAUACUCCCAGGUGAUAUACCUGCUAUGUUGUACACAGGAAUCAAUGAAAAAAGACAUCAAGUUCAAAACUUAGCUAUGCCAAAAGAUCCAUCUGACCCUUACUUAAAGGAAUGGGAAAAACACCAUCAAAAUCCAUUGAUGACAGCACCUAGUGGAGUCGAAGAGUGUGAAUUCAGAGACCCUUCGACUGCAUGGAAAGGAAAAGAUGGAAAAUGGAGGGUGAUAAUUGGUGCUCAAAAUGGUGAUGAAGGAAAAGUUAUUCUUUGCAAAAGUGAUGAUUUUGUUACUUGGAUAGUUGAUCCUAGUCCUUUUCUUGCAACACAAGGUACUGGUGUUAUUGAAUGUCCAGAUUUUUUUCCUGUGUAUAUCAAUAGCGAAAAUGGGGUUGAUACAACUAUGGAAAAUUCAAGUGUUAGACAUGUCUUGAAGAUAAGUUAUCAACGAACGCAUAUCGAUUACUACUUAAUUGGGAAAUAUGUAUCUGAUUCUGAGCAGGAAAAGUUCAUUCCUGAUGAAAAAUAUAGUGGAACUUGGAAGGACUUGAGACUUGACUAUGGUAAUUUUUUUGCUUCAAAGUCAUUUUUUGAUUAUGCUAAGAACAGGAGAAUAAUAUGGGCAUGGGUGGAAGAAACUGACUCUAGACAAGAUGACAUUGAAAAAGGGUGGGCUGGUCUACAGGCAAUUCCAAGGAAGUUUUGGCUUGAUAAAAAUGGGAAGCAAUUAAUGCAAUGGCCGAUUGAAGAGUUAGAAAAACUACGCUACAAUCAAAUCAGUAUCACGGGUGAGACGCUCCUAAGUAGAUCAAUUCUUGAAGUAAAAGGUAUCACUGCAUCUCAGGUUGAUGUGGAAGUCUUGUUUGAGCUACCUGAUCUACAAAAUGCUGAGUUACUAGAUCCAAGUGACGUUGAUCCUCAAAUACUCUCUAGUGAAGAUUAUGCAUCAAGAAAGGGCGUGAUAGGGCCAUUUGGUUUGCAAGUUUUAGCAUCAAAAGACCAGACAGAGAAGACUACAAUAUCUUUCAAAAUAUAUAGAGUCCUCGAUCGAUAUAUAUGCUUGAUGUGUAGUGAUAUGAGCAGGUCUACAUUGAGAGAGGGCCUUGGCAAAAAAAUAUAUGCAACUAUAUUUGACAUUGAUCCCAAUCUUAAAACAAUUUCACUUAGAAGCUUGAUUGAUAGAUCCAUUAUUGAGAGUUUUGGAGAUGGAGGGAGAGCUUGCAUAACAAGUAGAGUUUAUCCCUUGUUGGCUAUAGAGAAAGAUGCACAUCUUUAUGUAUUCAAUGAUGGAAUCCAAAGUGUGGUUAUCUCACAACUUAAUGCUUGGAGCAUGAAGAAGGCAGAGUUUGGAGUGGAAAGCCUAAUAUAG